UGACUUAAAAGAAAAGCAAACAGCUGUGGAUUGCUCAGCGGGGCCACGUCCUGGACUAAGUGCUUCGCACGCGUUGUGUUGGGUCUGUCUCCCGAUAGCCCUAAGAGAGAAAGUCGUCACCCCCAUUUUAUGGAGAAGGAAGGCAAGGCACGGAGCGGAGCGGUUAAGCCACUUGUCUAAGCUACGUGGUGCUGAGACCGGGAGGACAACCGUGAUGACCGACUCCCCGUUCCUGGAGCUGUGGCAGUCCACGGCAGGGUCUGCCCGCGAGCGGCUGAGCCUCAGGGACCGGCCCAACGACUCCUACUGCUACAACUCGGCCAAAAACAGCACCGUGCUCCAGGGGGUCACCUUCGGUGGCAUCCCCACUGUCCUGCUCAUAGAUGUCAUCUGCUUUCUGCUUUUAAUCUUGGUGUUUUCCGUCAUAAGAAGAAGAUUCUGGGAUUAUGGCCGCAUUGCCCUGGUGUCAGAAGCAGACAGUGAGUCCAGAUUUCAGAGAUUGUCAUCAACUUCCUCCUCAGGGCAACAAGACUUUGAAAAUGAGCUGGGGUGCUGCCCCUGGCUGACGGCGAUCUUCCGCCUGCACGACGACCAGAUCCUGGAGUGGUGCGGGGAGGACGCCAUCCACUACCUGUCCUUCCAGAGGCACAUCAUCUUCCUGCUGGUGGCUGUCAGCUUCCUGUCCCUGUGCGUCAUCCUGCCCGUCAACCUCUCGGGAGACUUGCUGGACAAAGACCCCUACAGCUUUGGGAGGACGACCAUCGCCAACCUGCAGACAGACAAAGACCUGCUCUGGCUGCACACCAUCUUCGCCGUCAUCUACCUGCUGCUCACCGUGGGCUUCAUGCGGCACCACACGCAGUCCAUCAAGUACAAGGAGGAGAGCCUGGUGAGGCGGACGCUGUUCAUCACGGGACUCCCCAGAGACGCCAAGAAGGAGGCUGUGGAGGGCCACUUCCGGGACGCGUAUCCCACGUGCGAGGUGGCGGACGUGCAGCUGUGCUACAAUGUGGCCAAGCUGAUGUACCUGUGCAAGGAGAGGAAGAAGGCCGAGAAGAGCCUGACAUAUUACGCGAGCCUGCAGGCGAAGACGGGCCAGCGCACCCUCAUCAACCCCAAGCCCUGCGGCCAGUUCUGCUGCUGCGAAGUGCGGGGGUGUGAGUGGGAGGACGCCAUCUCCUACUACACGCGCGUGAAGGACGGGCUGCUGGAGAGGAUCACGGAGGAAGAGCGCCACGUCCAGGACCAGCCCCUGGGAAUGGCCUUCGUCACCUUCCAGGACAAGUCCAUGGCUACCUACAUCCUGAAGGACUUCAACGCCUGCAAGUGCCAGGGCCUUCGCUGCAAAGGGGAGCCCCAGCCGUCCUCCCACAGCAGGGAGCUCUGUGCCUCCAAGUGGACGGUCACCUUCGCCGCUUACCCCGAGGACAUCUGCUGGAAGAACCUCUCUAUCCAGGGCCUGCGUUGGUGGCUCCAGUGGCUGGGCAUCAACUUCAUUCUCUUCGUGGCGCUGUUUUUCCUGACCACGCCCUCCAUCAUCCUGUCCACCAUGGACAAGUUCAACGUCACCAAACCCAUCCACGCACUGAAUGACCCGGUCAUCAGCCAGUUCUUCCCCACCCUCCUGCUGUGGUCCUUCUCAGCCCUGCUCCCGUCCAUCGUGUACUACUCCACGCUGCUCGAGUCCCACUGGACCAAGUCAGGGGAAAACCGGAUCAUGAUGACCAAGGUCUACAUAUUCUUGAUCUUCAUGGUGCUGAUCCUGCCCUCCCUGGGCCUCACCAGUCUGGAUUUUUUCUUCCGGUGGCUCUUUGACAAGACUUCCACGGAGGGCACCAUCCGGUUGGAGUGUGUCUUCCUGCCCGACCAGGGCGCAUUCUUUGUGAACUACGUCAUCGCCUCGGCCUUCAUCGGCAACGGCAUGGAGCUGCUGCGGCUGCCCGGCCUCAUCCUCUACACCUUCCGCAUGAUCAUGGCCAAGACGGCCGCCGACCGCAGGAACAUCAAGCAGAACCAGGCCUUCGAGUACGAGUUUGGAGCCAUGUACGCCUGGAUGCUGUGCGUCUUCACUGUCAUCAUGGCCUACAGCAUCACCUGCCCCAUCAUCGCGCCGUUCGGCCUCAUCUACAUCCUGCUCAAGCACAUGGUGGACCGGCACAACCUCUACUUCGUCUACCUCCCUGCCAAGCUGCAGAAGAGGAUCCACUUCGCCGCCGUGAACCAGGCCUUGGCCGCUCCCAUCCUGUGCCUCUUCUGGCUCUACUUCUUCUCCUUGCUGCGCCUGGGUAUGAAGGCCCCUUCCACCCUGUUCACCUUCCUGGUCGUGCUGCUCACCAUCCUGGUCUGCCUGGCGUACACCUGCUUCGGAUGCUUCAAGCACCUCAGCCCUCUGAACUACAAGACAGAAGAAUCAGCAGGUGACAAAGGAAGUGAGGCAGAGGCCCGGGUGCCUCCACCGUUCACAGUAAGCUGUCUAUGCUGCCUGACCCCGGGUGCUUGCUGCCCUGUGUCGCUCUGGUUGUAACCGUCCCAGCCAGAUGCGCCCUGGCAAAUGUGCUUUGCUCAUCUCUUGCUAAGAUAGAAGUCCCUUGAUCACGUGGCAGGCAAGUUUCUAAAUUAACGUCAGAGAAGGACUCCCCCGUCCCUCUGGAUGUUCUAACCUGCACAUUUAAGCGCUGGGAGGAUCAUCGGUUUUGCUGGGAUGUGUGCUCAUCCCUGUUGGUUUCAGUUCCCUGCUCACUUUCCUCCUCUGUGGUUUAAUGCCUGGUGAGUCUGGGGCUUUAGUGAGGUGACAUUGUAAGAAGCUGGGGUCUGAUGAAGCUGCACUGCCAGCGGUGCACCAGCCUGUGCCAGCGUCCCGCCAGGCACCAAGAGGGUGUCACACAAACUCCUCUUUGAAUUCAAGAACUGAACAUUGCACCUGCUUUAGAGGA
Molecule: messenger RNA, 2933 nt
Organism: Lemur catta (Ring-tailed lemur)
Lineage: Eukaryota; Metazoa; Chordata; Mammalia; Primates; Lemuridae
Gene: TMEM63A
Product: transmembrane protein 63A
Exons: 22
Coding region: 215-2524 (769 amino acids)
Cellular component (GO): plasma membrane
Molecular function (GO): nucleic acid binding; calcium-activated cation channel activity
Source: RefSeq, a predicted model, not a curated record